Molecule: messenger RNA, 1227 nt
Organism: Meyerozyma guilliermondii ATCC 6260
Lineage: Eukaryota; Fungi; Ascomycota; Pichiomycetes; Serinales; Debaryomycetaceae
Gene: FGR3
Product: Fgr3p
Exons: 1
Coding region: 1-1227 (408 amino acids)
Biological process (GO): protein sumoylation
Molecular function (GO): SUMO ligase activity
Source: RefSeq, a predicted model, not a curated record
AUGAAACCAAGCUCGAUGUGCAACAAUAAUGUAUAUAGACAUCAGCUAGAUACCGAAGAAGGUGUCCUCCAAACUUGUAGGUCUUCCUUACAAACUUGUAGAUCUUCCGUGUCUUACAUAACCGCACCAACUUGGCGCAUCGCUGCGAAACGGCACCGGUCUUCCGUCAUGCCACCGAAUAUACGGUUGAAAGGGCCCCUCAUGAGUAGCAGCAGGGUGUCCAUACAUACAGAGUACCAUAUACGGAACAAGAAACGAGUGAAAAAAUUAACGGUAUCCAUAAAACUUGACCCGGAAAAAUUGCGACAAGCUUUGGACAUGAACAUUAGUGAUAGCGACAGCGAUCUAUGGUCGCUAGAUCAAGAGUUGAACAAGAACCUACUGGAACUGACCCAGGCGCUGUCACAGGGUCCGAAAAUCGCCGAGAAAAACGAUCAACAGCACACUGAAAAUCUCCCCAAAAACGAGUCUCUUGACUUGUAUCGAACUAUACCCCCAAACCUAAGAACCACGAUUGACCGAGAGCUAGGAGAGGAUUUAGGAAUGAUAGAAAAGAUGAUCUUCACCCUCAAAGACCCCAUAACAGCCACGAGAAUUAGACUUCCUGUUCGUUCUACUUCUUGUGCACAUUUUGAGUGCUUUGAUUUCGAUAAUUUUUGCGAGUUUACCAAGAUUCCCGCCGGCGUAAAGGCAUUUAUACGCAAGGAUUUGGUCAAACGCGGGCUUGAGUUGAAAAGAUAUGAGAAAUUGAUCCAAAAAGACGCUGGUCGUCGCAAAGUUCCUCCUCCCCCACAAUGGCUCCAGCCCAUUCACCAUGCAUAUUUGCCCAACAUUCCCACAUACAAAUGCCCAGUAUGCGAUACCGCGUUCCCGCUACACCAAUUGUACAUUAGUGACGUCUUCAACUUUUUCGUGAAGUUCACACCAAGUUACGUCCAUCGCAUAGAAAUCACCGAUCGAAUAAAAUACCGAAUAAUCGAAGACGAAAAAGAACCGUCUACUUCUGCUGCCUGCGAAGAUAUAGUGGUUUUAUCUGACGACGACGACGAAGCUGAAGUUAAAACCGAACCCAUAACCUCCAAUUCCACUCACAGCAACCACAGCAACCACAGCACCAGCCUGCCGUUCAGCGACGAUGUCUUUGAUGAUGGACUCGAUGAACAGUUGGCGCUAUUACCCCAGGAACAAGGCUCUGGUACCUGGAACGACCCCGUCACCGUGGACUGA